AGGAAGCGGAAGCGGAAGUGGUGGCUUUCCUUUAGAGUACGCUGUAAAGGAGCGGAGACUGCCGUCGGGGGAAAAUGGGGCAAAUAGAGGAGCUGAGGAUGCUCGUGUCCGCGCGCCUAAACGCCGUUACCUCGGAGAUAUUUGAGGUCGUUUCAAAAAUAGUAGCCAAUUACGAAGAGCAGGCUUCCCGUCUGAAGGAAGAGAACGAGCGCCACCGCUCUCUGUUGGACAUAAUCCUCAAAACAAAGCCCGCAAACACCAAAGCGGUUCACGCCUCCAAGACCGUCUCCGCUGUCACCGAUGGCCCCCCUUCCUUUGCUGUGGACUCUAAAAUGAAAAGCACGGCCAGUGGAACUAUCUUUACUUCAUCCAUUGGUUCGCAGACUGUCUUCACAACGCGUGAGGACUUUGAAAAGUACGUUUCCCGCAGCGCCUGUCCCUUCUGCCUGAAGACCGUGGAAGCCUCAGAAUCCCACCUGAUCAAAAGGCAUUAUCUGUCCGCCAUUCACUUCAUUCAGGGCGGCACCAAGAAGUUUGUCAUACCAUGUAUGUGUAAGGACAAAAUCCAGAACCGAAGCCACUGGCACUGCCCCUACUGCAGGAAGAUCAUUUACCGCCGAUGCAACUUCGAGGCCCACCUAUCCAAACAGCACAGUUUUACCAUCGUGCAGCAAAGCCAGGAUGCAGAGACCCAUCAGCUCCCUGCUUCUGUCUUAGAGGUGCAGGUGCCCAUUAUUCCUGAGCAUUGGUGUUAUCAGAACCUCGGCAGUGCGGAGCAGCAGGAAGUUAAAGUGGAAGUCCAGCGAGGGAUAUAUGGACAGGAUCAGCACGCACAACAAAUACUGAUACAAAACUGCAACAGUGAGACACAAGAACAAAGCCAGGUCCAGGACUCUGCAUUGGACAUCAAAAACAUCACACUGGGACACUGCGUCCAAGAGACGGCUGAAAUCUGCCCAGCCGGGCGUCUUCUGCCUGAGGCGUCCGACCCGACCGGGGAAAACCAGAUCCCCGCCGGUAAAGGAGCCACGACAGAGGCAGUAAACAGCGCCAGCAGCGAGGGUUCAGAGACGGACCAAAAUCCUGGCUCAGGUCUGAACUGCAAGAGGCACGUGGAAAGAACUCAAUCCUCAUUUAAUUUGGACAGGAAGAAGGCCGUUGCGCGGUUAUCCGCCAGCCAGAAUCCAACAGGGUCUCACCUGUGCAGGGCAUGCGGGAAAAGUUUCCACUACAUGUACACGCUCAACACCCACGUGCUCACACACGCAUGGGACAAAGCCGGCAUCUGCGGGAUAUGCGGAAAACAUCUGGGGAAAAGAGAAAGUCUACUUCAUCACGUCCAGAAGCACAACAAGAGGAACAGGUGUCGCACUUGCGGCAAGGAAUUUUCAAGCGUGUCCCGUCUAAAGCGGCAUAAGAAAUUUCACUUACCAAAAGGACUAAAUGUCAUGUCCCCAGCUUAAAUGUGCAGGAGGACGAAGUUCUGAUGAUUUCUCUUUCUACUGUUGUAAUUUCAGCCACAACAGUAAAAUACUCUGAUUAAAAUAUAUGAAUUUUUAUAAUUGUAUAAUUAUAUCCACACUAAAUUGAGUUUUAGUCACUGCUCAAUCAUGAU
Molecule: messenger RNA, 1615 nt
Organism: Menidia menidia (Atlantic silverside)
Lineage: Eukaryota; Metazoa; Chordata; Actinopteri; Atheriniformes; Atherinopsidae
Source: the annotation of a GenBank genome assembly